Messenger RNA from Meriones unguiculatus (Mongolian gerbil), 2231 nucleotides. RefSeq names its product keratin, type II cytoskeletal 6A-like. Gene Ontology annotation, biological process: intermediate filament organization; keratinization. Lineage: Eukaryota; Metazoa; Chordata; Mammalia; Rodentia; Muridae. The record is from RefSeq and is a predicted model, not a curated record. The coding region runs from base 83 to 1735 and encodes 550 amino acids. Gene Ontology annotation, cellular component: keratin filament. Gene Ontology annotation, molecular function: structural constituent of skin epidermis. The transcript has 9 exons.
CUGCCCAGAGCUCUACACACUCAUCUCUCUCAGCUCUGCCCUGUGCUCUCUCCAUUUCCCAGCCUUCUCGUCUCCAGGAACCAUGUCUACCAAAACCACCAUCAGGAGUCAGACCAGCCACCGUGGCUUCAGUGCUGGCUCAGCCAGAGUCCCUGGGCUCAACCGCUCUGGCUUCAGCAGCGUGUCUGUGUGCCGCUCCCGGGGCAGUGGUGGCUCCGGGGCCCUGUGUGGAGGAGCUGGCUUUGGCAGCAGGAGCCUCUAUGGAGUGGGCAGCAGCAAGAGGAUCUCCAUCGGAGCAGGCAGCUGUGGCAUUGGGGGAGGCUAUGGCAGCCGAUUCGGAGGAGGCUUUGGCUUUGGAGGGGGAGCCGGCAGUGGCUUUGGCUUCGGUGCUGGAACUGGACUUGGCGGUGGCUACGGGGGAGCUGGCUUCCCUGUCUGCCCCCCUGGAGGCAUCCAAGAAGUCACCAUCAACCAGAACCUCCUCACCCCUCUGAAUCUGCAAAUCGACCCCACCAUCCAGCGGGUGAGGACUGAGGAGAGGGAGCAGAUCAAGACUCUCAACAACAAGUUUGCCUCCUUCAUCGACAAGGUGAGGUUCCUGGAGCAGCAGAACAAGGUCCUGGACACCAAGUGGGCCCUGCUGCAGGAGCAGGGCACCAAGACCGUGAGGCAGAACCUGGAGCCCUUGUUUGAACACUACAUCAGCAAACUCCGCAGGGAGCUAGACACCAUCCACGGGGAGAGGGGCCGCCUGGACUCAGAGCUGAGGAGCAUGCAGGAUACAGUGGAGGACUACAAGAACAAAUAUGAAGACGAAAUCAACAAGCGCACAGCAGCAGAGAAUGAAUUUGUGACCCUGAAGAAGGAUGUAGAUGCUGCCUACAUGAACAAGGUUGAGCUACAGGCCAAGGCUGACAGUCUGGCCGAUGAGAUCAACUUCCUGAGAACUCUCUAUGAGGCAGAGCGGUCUCAGAUGCAAACUCACAUCUCAGACACCUCUGUGGUGCUGUCCAUGGACAACAACCGCAGCCUGGACCUGGACAGCAUCAUCGCCGAGGUCAAGGCCCAGUACGAGGAGAUUGCCCAGAGAAGCCGGGCUGAGGCUGAGGCCUGGUACCAGACUAAAUAUGAGGAGCUGCAGGUCACGGCAGGCCGGCACGGGGACGACCUGCGAUCCACCAAGCAGGAGAUCGCUGAGAUCAACCGCAUGAUCCAGAGGCUGAGGUCUGAGAUCGACCACGUGAAGAAGCAGUGUGCCAGCCUGCAGGCUGCCAUUGCUGACGCCGAGCAGCGUGGGGAGAUGGCCCUCAAGGAUGCCAGGGGCAAGCUGGAAGGGCUGGAGGACGCGCUGCAGAAGGCCAAGCAGGACAUGGCCAGGCUGCUGAAGGAGUACCAGGAGCUCAUGAAUGUCAAGCUGGCCCUGGACGUGGAGAUCGCCACCUACAGGAAGCUGCUGGAGGGCGAGGAGUGCAGGUUGAAUGGUGAAGGCGUUGGACCAGUCAACAUCUCUGUGGUGCAGUCCACUGUGUCCAGCGGCUAUGGCAGUGCAGGAGGCGCCAGCAGCAGCUUAGGCCUGGGAGGAGGCAGCAGCUACUCCUACAGCAGCAGCCAAGGCCUUGGAGGUGGCUUCAGUUCUGGCAGUGGUGUCAGCCGUGGCCUCAGCUCCUCGGGUGGCAGCUCCUCCACCAUCAAGUACACCACCACCUCGUCCAGCAGGAAGAGCUACAGGCACUGAACCCCCUGACCCCAGAUCCCUGCCACAGAGCCCUGUGCUCAGGUGCUAUUCCUGCUGGCCUCACAGCUCUGCUCUCUGGCUGGGGCUGAGGAGGCUGAGCCCUGCUGCUCCUGUCUCUGCUCCCCUCAGGUCCCCUCUGCUCCUCUUCUCAUUGCCAUCCUCUGAUUCAGGUCCUUGUUCAUUCACAGGAGAUGCUUCCAGUUUUCUUAGGUCACUAGGCUCCUGCCUCCCAGCUCUGUCUCUGAGGCUGCUGGGAAAGGUUAUCUCUGUCCCUUUCCCUCUGGAAUCUUUGUCUGGGUCCUGCUCACACCCAGAGGAGCUCCCCUUCAGUAUUUAGUGGCCUGACAAAUGCCAUCUCUCACCAUCAUGCAUCAUCCUGGCAGUAACUAUGUAGCACAGGUCAUUAGUCCUGUGCUGAAGAGAGUCUGUGUCCUGUAAUGUCUCCUCUGCUCUUUGCUUUCUUCAUGUUGCUAAAUAAAGCAGGUUUAUAACACAA